This is a messenger RNA of Paramormyrops kingsleyae, 2342 nucleotides long. The record is from RefSeq and is a predicted model, not a curated record. NCBI's taxonomy places the organism in Eukaryota, Metazoa, Chordata, Actinopteri, Osteoglossiformes, Mormyridae.
AAAUUUUCCAGAAAGUGCCCCAUUUUAACAAUACUCACCCUAUACCCAUGAAACUAAAGUGACAGAUCUAGCCUUGUCAAUGUCAUAAGACAAAUCAGACAGAUGUGAUACUGAACCACCUUAACCCACACUAUCAAAAGAAACACCUGCUUUUUUUAAUCUUCCAGUGUCCGAUUUUCAUUUCUUUUUCUUUUUGGCAUGACAUGUCACUUGGUCUUAUUCCCAUUGAGAACUAAGUGAAAGGCAGAUGGAUAGGUGUGUCAGUCUGCAUAUAAUUUGCUGCAUUUAAUCAGUGUGAUUGAUCUUGGCUACACCUGUGAGAUAGACCAUGUCUCUAGAGGUCAUCUAAUCUCCGGUUUGAGCAGCAGGUGUUUGGGUGUUCCCUCCAAGAUGCAGGGCCAUGAAAGAUUCAUAUAUACAGCAGAAGUGUGUCCCUCUGUGUGCUGCCUAAGCCUCCCUCAUAAGAGAGCAUUUUCUGCAGUAUACUGUGGUCAAUAUAACCUGCGAUCAAAUGUAUUACACAUAAAACUGGAGCUUUUCUGGUAGAUUUCAGUUAAAAGUUUGACAAAACACCUGAAAUCAAGUACUAGAAAACCAGUUUAUUUUUGUAUAGUUUGUAUAGUGUAUAGUUACAAAUGUAAAGUCGCACAGCUAAAUGUUUUACGCUAACAGGAUCACACUGGGGUUACAUCAGGCAGAUGCCCUUGUGGUGAUGUGUCAUUACAAAGAACUUGCUCUAACUUAUAGUUUCAAAUAAAGAAAUGUCAGUUGUUAUCUAUAAAAAGGGACCUGUAAUUAAGAUUAUUAAGUAAAAUUGUCAUCCAUAUUGUGUUUACAGACAAUUUAUUCCUUAUAGGUAUGAUUCGUUAUUUUUAUGAAUUACUAUACAUAUGUGGUGCAGGCAGGUCUAUUUUAUUUGAACUCUUAGUCACACUUUGUAAUGGGUCAUCUGGGUCAAGUAUAACAGGAACUGUUUAGAACUUUUUCACUAUAGCAUUUGGUCACUAUAGAAGCAUCAUGCCUCUUUUGCUAAAAGUGGCAGGAAUAGGGAUAUUUCCAUAGCCCCAGCUUUCUUGAAUGUUCAUAAAAAAGACUUUAUUUUUCUGCUGUUUGAAAAGUUAGCAGAGAAAGCUAAAUUAUUUAACGCAAGGCUAUCGCUUUCCUCUUGGUCAGUUGGCAGGGUAACUAUAGCAGAAUUUCAUUUAUUAUUAACCGACUCGGUGGCAACACGGACACCUCUUCCCGCAGAGUCCCUGGGCUGCUGAACGCGUGGGUUCAUGGCCACGCGAAAGAAAACAAAUGAAGACUGCCAUGUUGUGUAACCCAACAAAACUUCAUUGAGACACAAUGUAGAACAGGGAUCAUGUAAAAGUGUUGCUUUUUUCCAAUGGAGGGAGCAAACACGAAAGCUGGGGACGAGAAGCCUCCGAAAAAAGUGAGGUUUCGGGUGUCAUCGGCAAACAGUGGUCGGAUCCUGAAGGAGGUGUUCAAAGACGAGGGACCUUCGGACUCGCUGGACUCUGAUGGCAACAGCAGCUCGGAGGCAGAGCGGGACGGCUCACCCCCGGCCAACGAUGCCAGCGGACACCUCAACGGCCUUUUGGGCCCCGAGCCGGACGACAGUGGGAGCGAGCCGGACGACCUGCUCAUGUACGCCGGGGCCUGCCGGGACAGACCCUUCGGCACCAGGCGGGUCAACAUCCUCAGCAAAAACGGGACUGUGCGUGGUGUGAAGCACAAAGUGAGCGCCGGACAGGCGCUCUUCAGCAGCCUCAGCAGUAGAUUGAGACAGCCAACAGUGAGGCUCGAGUUUGGGCGGAUCGCGAUCUACACCACCAGUUUCCGUGUGGUGCGAACCACGUUCGAGCGCUGCGAGCUGGUGCGCAAGAUCUUCCAGAACCACCGGGUCAAGUUCCUGGAGAGAAACGUGGCCUUGAACAGUAACUUCGGCAAGGAGCUGGAAGAGAGGUGCCGGCGGGUGGGAGAAUUACCCUCUCUGCCGGUGGUCUUCAUUGAUGGACACUACCUUGGGGGAGCUGAGAAAAUUCUGGGUAUGAAUGAAUCAGGAGAGCUUCAGGAUCUUCUCACCAAAAUCGAGAAGGUGCAGCACCCGCAUACUUGCUCCACCUGUGGGGACUUUGCCUUCAUCCCGUGCCCCGUGUGCCAUGGCAGCAAGAUGUCUCUAUUCCGGAACUGCUUCACAGAUUCAUUCAAGGCCCUCAAAUGCACUGCCUGCAAUGAGAACGGCCUGCAGUCCUGCCCCAGAUGCUCCUCUUAGGGCUGCAGCCGCACACAAUCCACAUACACAAACUCUUUGUCUCCCCCUAGAGGACAGACAUGGG